AUAUUUGUAUUUAUUUUUAUUCCAUACAAUAUUUUAUUAACUAUACACUGGCCUUUGUAUUACAGCAAAACGUUAUUGACUGUGUGACUACAAUAGAGCAGCGAUCCCCACUGGUUUAAAAGCGAGCUCUUAUAAAACUUUUUUAUUUGCGAGCGACUGUAUAAACAUCACUGAACUGGGCUCCAAUAUAAAUACAGAUUGUGUAAUAGGAAGUCUGUGUAAGCCUGCUCUGGCAUCUCUGUAAACUUCAGCCCUUCCCAUUACCUUUAAAGGAGUGUGUACCCUGAACUAAAUAUGGACAUGCACUUUCACAGGAUUUCGAAGAAUGUCCCAGCCUCACAGUCCACUUUGAUGAUGCGAACCUCUCGCAGUUCGUCACUUGUAACCCUCGCUGCAAGACUCUGAGACCAGCCUCUUUGCACCAGGAUUGAUGCCUCUGGUGGCUUUUUGGUGAGUGGGACACGACACAACAGCAGGACAUCAGCACAUAGGAAUAGUCAGCUUAUAAUUUGAAUUUAAAUCGAGGGAUUUGCUUGAGCUAGAUGUCCAGACGAAAGAUGAAAGGCCUGACCUGUAUAGGUCGCCAGGUCAGCGAGGACCCAGACCUGGACAACCUGCUGUCCACCCUCUCCCCCGAGGAAAUAGAGGAGCUGAAGAUGGACAUGAUGAAGGUGCCAGACAUUAACCCCGAGGAGGGGCUCAUCAUUGCAGGGGAGAACCAACCUGCGCAGCCACCUAUGAGCAACAAUGUCUGGGAUGCAACGACGAAACAGAGAGACACCAAAGGGAGGCUCAGCCAGAGGGAACCAUCAUUUGAGGGAGAGCCGAAGAAAGAGAGCCGGAAGCAGGAGUACCUGAGGAAGAUGGGUCUCAGCCAGGAGGGAAAUGACGAUAUGAAAGUGGGAAUGCAAAGACAAGCUAGUGUCUCAAAUGAAAGAGAUAUCAAGGCGGAGGACAGAAACAGCAAAGGUCCUGAAAGUUCAAAAGAAGACGGGAGCUGGUGUUCAAGUCGAAACAGGAAGCUGGAUAGCAGAGAGAGCGACACGAAAGAGGAGGCCCGUGACAAAGAGAAAUAUGAGGACAACAGGCUGAGAGACAGAAGAGAAAACAGAGUGAGCACAGGCAGCAAAACACAAGACAUGAUCUCAAAGUUACAGGAGAAAAGGGAUGAGAGCAAAGAGAAAGAAAGAAGGGAAGACUGCAGGAGACGAGAUGACAGCAAAACCAAAGACAUUAUCUCAAAGCUACGAGAAAAAAGCGAGAAAGAUGUGGGCAAGGAAAAGGAAAGAAAAACGGAGAGUAUCAAGACACAGGGGCUUGUCUCUAAAAUGGUGAAGCAGAGCAAGGCAUCGGAGAGCCAGCUUCAAGAGUGUAAACCAGAAGAGAAGAAGGCUAAAGCAGAGGAGAAGAAAUCUGAAUACAAAAACAAACCUGAUGUCAAACUCGAACGACAACCUUCUGAGAAAGACGAGGUGAAACGUGACAAGAUGGAGAAAAGAACAGACAGAGAAGAGUUGGUUAACCACAGUGACCAUGUGAAAGAGAAGUUUAAUGCUGAGCGGAAACCAGAGGAGAAGUUGCAAAGAGAGGACGGUAAGGUCAAGAAAGCUGAGGAUAGUGGGAAACUUGCUAACUGUGCUUCUAAAAACAGCCCUAACAGCAAGGCGAAGGAGGCAGAGGAGGAAGACGAAGACUCGAGCAUGUUUGAUGAGCUCAUGCAGCAGGUGCGAAGCAACAACCCCUCCCUCACUGAGCUCAACGUCAACAACUCAGAGGUCAUCAAGACGAAAACGCUCAUCGAGUUUGCAGAAGCUUUGCACAACAACACCCACGUCAAGACGUUCGCUCUCGCUAACUGCCGUGCGGACGACCAUGUCGCUUAUGCCAUUGCCGGCACGAUCCGCAGCAACAAGACUAUCACCAGCAUUAACCUCGACUCCAACCAUCUCACCGGGAAGGGCAUCCUGUCUCUCAUCCAGGCGUUGCAGCACAACUCCACGCUGACCGAGCUGCGCUUUCAGAACCAGCGGCACAUCUGCGGAGGGAAAACCGAGAUGGAGAUGGUCAAGAUCCUGAAAGACAACACCACCUUGCUCAAGCUGGGCUACCACUUUGAGUUAGCAGGACCAAGAAUGACCACGACAAACAUACUGAGUCGCAACAUGGACAGGCAGAGGCAGAAGCGCCUGCAGGAGCAGAAGCAGGCCCAGGCCAAUGGAGAGAAGAAGGGAACACUUGAGGUGCCCAAGAGCGGAGGUGGAGGAUCUCUGAGGAGUUCUCCCAAAGCUUCGCCUAAACCUUCACCCAUCCCUUCACCUGUGCCUUCGCCAAAGCUCACUCCAAGAAAAGGAGCUGGAGGUCCGGCUCCACCUCCGCCUCCUCCUGGGGGUGGACCACCACCUCCUCCACCUCCUAUGCUGGAUGCAAACCGCCCAGGUGGUACGAAGAACUCAAGGGACCAACUGCUUGCCUCUAUCAGAGGAACCAAUAAGAAACAGCUGAAGAAGGUGCCGGUGCCAAAGUGGCUGCAGUGAUAUUUCCUGCUGGAAUAUAAAGUGAAGAAGAAGAAGAGCAAGGGAGGGAGAACAGACAUCUCACCAGAGGGUUUCUAGGGGAUAACCUUUAUAAAUUCCCCUGGCCGGUUAAAGUGCAGUGGGGCAGAUGAAGACAGUGAAACAUGAGACGUUUGGAAGAACAGCCAUCACUAUGAGUUCUCCCAACAACACUGGACCAAAAAGACUCUGUGGAGAAUGAGUGAUGAAGGCCUCUCUGCAGAGAGUGCCAUGGGUUUGAGGCUGUUUGUCUUCCAUUCAUACUGACGCUUGGCUGGUUAUUUGCACUAGAUAAUAUGAGGCCGAUCAUAUAACAUGUUGGCUUGUAUAUGCAUCUGAAUGUGAGUGUGUGGGAGAGUGUGUGAUGAGCUUAACAAGAGAUUCAAACAACUCUAUAAAACUCUAAUAUUCAACAGUAUGUAAUUGAGAUUAAUUUGAAAAGUUAUUUAUUUGUGGAGAGGGAAUCCACCCUAUCAGCUGUAAAUCUGUAAAUCAAACUGGGAAUAUCAGGGAAUUAACAAACAUGGCGGCCUGACUUAAGAAAAUCUGCUUGGGUGGAGAAAACAAAAAGGUCAAGGUGGUCUUUGAUUGUGUGUCUCAAAUCUCAAGACAUCUCAGGCAGGUUUCGAAAGCAGCCCAUUGUCCCAGGAGUCCUGAGACAUAACGAAUGAGUCUCAGCAUGGAAAUAAUUACAUCGUGCAUUUUAUCAGGAAGUGCAGGGAGAUAAGUUUCAGCAUCUGAUGUUGCGUUUUGUGCAGAAUCAUUCUAGCCUGGGUUUUACAUCAAAAUGUCAGAAACGCCAUUAAAUCAACACUACUGUUGGUUAAUGUGCUAUUUAAAAGUGAAUAUCAGUUCUAAAGGAAAUUUAAUGUGAUUAGCAAAAACCUGAGUGUUGUAAUGAAGCACAUACAUUAUUACAUGUUUUUCUUACAGAGCCUGUAUGUUUUCAAUAAAAGAUUCUGCUAUGUUUGCAAGUUUAAUGUUACCCGUCUGAUAGAAGUGAUUGGAAUCUGUUAUUAUAUUAUAAUUUUUAGCUACAAUAAAUGAAAUUAUGUAUAUGAUAAUCUUGUUAAUUCUCUAUAUAUGUGCAUAUGAUUAUAUUUGUACAAGUAAAGAUGUGCUCAGACGUUUACAUCACUGAUCAUGGGCAUGUUUCAGGCUUUUAAUGAUUUAUUUUAACUGUUCUUUAUCCAUGAUGCAAUGACUGUACAGCACACAGCUUUAAUUACUUUGAAAAACAAGAACUUGAAAGGCUCACCUCUAAUCUUUCAAAUAUAACUCUUGUCAGUGUAGCACAAUUGGUCAAUCUUGGCCUUGUCUGACCAUAAAACAUUUCUCCAGAAGGCAUUUGGUUUGUCCAUGGGGUCAGCAGGGAAUUUUAGUUGUGUUUUAAGGUGUUGAUUUUGGAGCAGGGACCCUCUCAGACAAUUGUGAUGGCAUGCUUAGAAAUGGUUCCAUGAAAUGUUCCCAACUUGUAUAAAUCUACAAUUCUCCUCAACUUCAUUGAGUUCUUUGGACUUUGCCAUUAUUCCUAGUAUUGGGGAAUUCAGUGGUUGCUGUCUAACAAAUGCUUUUUAUGGAGACAAAGAGGAUCUACCAAUUGUGAUCUCUCAUGAUCAUUAACAAAAAGCAAAUAGGCCUCGGCCUUGUCGAAUUAAAAGACACUUUAAAACCUUCAGCAGCGCUUAUUAAAAGGUUCGAGUCUGUGUCUGUUUUCAGCCUGUGUGUAUAAUUUUGACCCUGUGUGGAUAGGAAAAAAUCCAAAAGAUAUGCAAACCCAAUUCUUGCAUUUUAAAGUAAAUAAAUAUGUAUGCUGUACAAUCCUUCCACCCUGGAAAAGAAGCAGCUCGAAGAAAUCCUUAUGAGCCCCAAAUGAUCAUCACAUUCAUGCCUAUGAUGAGUGUAUGGAAGCUUCUGACCACAGCUGUAUAUACAUUCAAAAAUGCAAUGGCUUGUACUCGCAGCAGGAUUUUACGACAUCACUAUGACUUUUGUGGCUAGUUGGGGUCCCAUGACUUACUUAGACUAAGGUGGAAACUUGCGGUGUCCGUAUGCCAAAAAAUACCUUUCCAGGAAAGCAGGAGGCCUCUCGUGUCUCGUACUUUAACUACUGAAAUAAACAUGGAUUCACAUUUUUUAAAUUUAUGUAUCUGCAUUUCUUGAUGGAUUAAUUUUAAAAACCGCACGGCAGAACCUUUACCAGACACAAAACAUUAUAUCAACUAGUGAAUGUUUUCGUAGCAUGUAUCUGUGCUUCUGCAGUGGACCAUGAAGAACUUUUCUUCUAUCUGUUGCUCUUUACAUAAUGUGUUUAAAGCUACGUGGAAACAUUGGGAGCUGUCUAGUGUCCACCCACCAGCUGGAAAGGUAGCCAUCAUCCAGAGAAAAAAGAGAGCAGCAGCAGCAGGCCAGUUUAUCUCUCUGCAGCCUUGCCUCAGUCUCUGCAUCCACAAAAUGCCUAUAUUUGGUCAUUUCUCAAUGAGGGCUUGCUCUGUAAGUCAUUCCUUUCUUGUUCCUAAUAAUGGGCAGUGAGCCAGCCUUCUGUCUUUUAGCUGUAGCUGCUACUCUGACCAAUAGUCUCAGAAGGAAGAAAAAGAGGGGAAGGAAUGAAAUGUUGAGAUUACUGGUUUUCAGUGCCAUCAGAAGGCCUCUAAGUACAUUGCAUUGCUAUUACUAAGAAAACACUAGGAGCACAGCAGAGUGUGAUUAUUUUGCUAUGAAGAUUUCUAUUUGUGUUGCAGAAAUGUGAAGAAAAAAGUUUAUUAAGGGGUGUUCUUUUGUUUUUCUACCUGCUUUUUAACCUUUGUCACUGUAAAUAAGACUUUAUGUGAUCAGUGUGACAUUGCUUCUGUUGAUAGAAAUGUCAAAACUCUCUUAUACCUGUCUGGCUGUCCUUUAAUUUGCUUCAUGUUAUGUGAAUUAGCAAACACUGAAGUAUAAUACAAGUCUAUAGUGCUUGAACAGUUCUACUUUUUUACUUUAC
This is a messenger RNA of Haplochromis burtoni (Burton's mouthbrooder), 5535 nucleotides long. RefSeq names its product leiomodin 1b (smooth muscle) (gene lmod1b). The record is from RefSeq and is a predicted model, not a curated record. Bases 543 to 2534 code for a protein of 663 amino acids. Gene Ontology annotation, cellular component: striated muscle thin filament; myofibril. Lineage: Eukaryota; Metazoa; Chordata; Actinopteri; Cichliformes; Cichlidae. Gene Ontology annotation, molecular function: tropomyosin binding; actin binding. The transcript is spliced from 3 exons. Gene Ontology annotation, biological process: pointed-end actin filament capping; muscle contraction; myofibril assembly.